This is a messenger RNA of Besnoitia besnoiti, 5967 nucleotides long. RefSeq lists its product as uncharacterized. The transcript has 17 exons. Gene Ontology annotation, molecular function: metallocarboxypeptidase activity; zinc ion binding. The record is from RefSeq and is a predicted model, not a curated record. The coding region runs from base 1 to 5967 and encodes 1988 amino acids. Lineage: Eukaryota; Apicomplexa; Conoidasida; Eucoccidiorida; Sarcocystidae. Gene Ontology annotation, biological process: proteolysis.
AUGCAAAACCCUUCGAAGCGACUUCCGCGCGAAUCGUUCGUCGAGGUGGACAACGUCGGCGACCGCAGAGGGGCACCGACAGGCUGGAGGCACUCUCCGGAGACUCCUGCGCCCUCCGCCGCCGGUGCGGGACGGCGCGUUUGUUUCCUUCCCAGUUUCGCACAGAUCCAAGCGUCGUCUGCCUUGGGCCGCAUCGCAGGACGCGUGGUGCCUCGCCCCGCCGCUGCCGCUCCCCCCUCGCGGCUGCCGUCUGAUCUCUUUCGCGCCUCCCUGGUGCCUGGCGCUCGCCCCUCUUCUUCGCCUGCGUCGCGAGCGCGGCCUUCUGCCUCUAGCCUGGACUGCGCCUCUCCGGUGCCUUCCGCGCGCCCCGCGUCGUCACGCUCCUCUCCGGCACGACGUUUCGCAUGCGGCGACGGCAAAUCGCGCGGAAAUGCGCGUCCGACUCUUUUCGGUGGAGCAGAGCACUCGCAUCUGGCUGCGCCUUCGUCAAGUGUAGCCUUUUGCGGGGCCGACCCACCGAAGGAGCCCAGUUCCAUCCAGUGGCGCGCCCUCGCAUCGCCGCGGACGCGCGUCUUUCAGGCACGUGCUCAUCAUCUGCGGCGAAGAUGCCUACAGAAUGAGGAGGCGCAAAGUCCGCAGGGCAGCAGUUUUCUGGAAAAGCCGAUCUCUAGAAUGCCUCCCUCGACUUGGCGGCUCCGCAGCAGGGGGAGAACCCUGAAGCCCACUCCUUGGCUUCCGGCUUUCUCUGCACUCUUUACUUUCGUGGUCGCCUUCGUCUGCCUCUUGUCGUCAGCUCCGUCUGCAUCUGGAGGCCUUCCUUCGCCUGCCAGCGCCGCCAAGGCGUCGUGGCUCCUCGGGGCUUCGUCUCCACUCUUCGUCUCUCCUCUGCUCUUUGCGCGCGCCGACCCGCCGCCGCGCGCGUCCCCUGGAGCCUCGCUUCCCUCUGCUCCCGUGAGCGAGAAACGCACAUGCGUGCCCCCGUACAACUACGACGAGAUUCUGGAGCAACUCGCAGAAAUCCAGGCGCGCUGCCCCUCUCGCGUGCGCGUCUCGGACUGGGGUGUCACGACGGGACUCUCCAUUUUUAUGCGCCGAUUCACGUGCGGCAAGACGGGUGUCUGCCAGCUGCCGCUCGUGGAGGUGGGCGACGCCGCCUCGCUCUCUGCGGCCACGCCGACACUCUUCUUCAGCGGCGCCGUCCACGGCGACGAGCGCGCAGGACCCACCGCGGCUGUGGAACUCGUGCGGUAUUUGUGUGAGCGAUACGGCGUCGAUGACGAAAUCACGUACCUUGUCCGGCACCGCCGAGUCCUCGUGAUGCCCUUCCCCAACGCAGUCGGCUUCGCGUGGAGCUUUCGCGAGGAAGCAGGCAUCGACGUGAACCGCGACUUUCCAUAUCAGCGCCAAGCCAACCAGUGCUUUCAGUCAGUCGCAGGAAGGGCCAUCAACGAAAUUUUCAGGUCCUAUUUAAUCAUCGGCGGCAUCACUUGGCACGGGGGCAUGCGCGCGGUGUCUUAUCCGUGGGGGUCCUACAACCACGCCCAGCAGCUGAGCCGCGACUCGUGGGAGAGUCGCCCAUCUCCAGACGACGCAGCCUUCAAGUCGCUCGCCCGUGUUCUGCAGCGCGCAGGGGGUCGGGACGCAGAGAAAUCGGACUUCUACUACCCGAUCGGCGCGAUUUCAGAUCUCGUCUACCCCGUGAAUGGGGGCAUGGAGGACUGGGCAUACGGCGCCUCGUUCGAGGCCUCGCCAGACCCGAUCUCGGUCUGUGCGCCGGAAGCCUACGAGCUCCCGGCGGCGCAGGCCCCUGCGGCGGGCUCCAACCCGGCCUCGCUCUUUUCGCCCUUCCAGGUUUCAGACGUCUCCCUCGCUGCCGCAGCUGAGAAGUACCUCGUCGCACCGCGGGGCGGCGACGGGCGCGACAGAGCGGCCUCCGACGGCGAGGGCGGGGAACGGGGGCAAGGAGCCGACGCGGAGCGGCGGCCGACGGCGAGCGCACCCAACAAAGAGUCGGGGGCGGCCCGAGAUCCCCCUCCUGGCUCCGGGGCGCGGCUGGGGAGCUCUCUGCGCGGCGCCGUGGAGACAGGCGACGAGGAAACGAGCCGUCGCGACGCCGAAUGGGGAGAAGGCGAAGGCGCACAGCUCUCCGAGCAAAAGCGGACGGAAGGUGAUCCAAACGCACCUCCAGUCUACUCCUAUCCGUCCGCGAGGAGCGUCUACGGUCACAGCGAUGUGCGCUCGGCUCUCUUUUUGGUGGAAAUGCACGACGACAAGAAUCCGUCUCACGUCUCGAUGGGCCCCCGACCCGUGGACCGACCAGAUCUUCUCUUGCCUGGGGAGAGCGAAGACGAAAAGGAAGACCCCGUUGAGUUCCGAAGGGCAGUAGAGAAAGGCGAACGCGUGCGACGUAGCGACAAAGGCGAUUACCUGAUGAUUCGCAAUGUCCGCCUGGCUUUGAAGUUCAUUGAAAAGGCACAGCCUGAUCUCGUGUUCACCUCCACACCGCCGCUGUAUCAGCCGCCAGGCGCCGUCUCGAUCUUUGGCUUCUACCCGGUGGGCUGCAACACGCUCACCUCCGUGCAGCUCGAGAUCCGCCGCGGCCACUGCCGAGACCUCCUUUCGCUCGCGCCCGCGCCGGGGGUCGCGACCCGCGCGGCUGCGCUGCGGCGCGCGUGGCACGAGGCGGACCUGCUGGUGCGUGAGACUGGGAAGAAUCGGCCGGUGGCCUGUCGCCAGCUGGGCCCUUGGGAGCGCGUCGGCAGCCUCGACGAGGACGACGAUCGCCCGCCGGCCGGCGUGGAGUGGUGGGGCGGCGGCGGGAACAAAGACAUCGAGCUGAACCAAGGCACGCCCGAGCAGAAGCGGAAUCGCGUCGAGCUCCAGUACAAGAUCCCUCCAGAGGCAGUGGACGGAGACUACUGCGGCGUGCUUUUCGCGACGUUUGAUCAGGACUGGAAGCACCAGAAGCACGCCGAGCCGAGACUGCCGCCGCAAAGUCACCUGGCUAGGCUUCGCUUGGAAGACAAAUACGUCGCGCGGUCUUCAGAGGGACCGGGCGUCAUCGUCGGUCACCAGACUUGGCUCUUCCCGGCCUCGAUGCCUGCUCUCUAUCCGGCUGUGGCUACCCCGGGGUAUCCUUUCAUCGUUCGUGGUGACAACAUCGAGGGGUUUGCGCGUCUGCGUUUGCCUCUGAGUGCAUUUUACGCUUCGGCUCAAGCCGCGCCUUCGCAGCAGCGUCCCGACGUCGCAGGCAGUCCCAGCGCGCCGGACUCUGAGCCGUCGUCCGCCUUUGCUUCGACUCUUGAGAUGUUCGUCAACUUCGGGGGGAUUUCAAUGAGGAGCGGUUCCGCUUGCAUCCGUUCACAGGCGUUCUCAAAUACCCGAGAGCCGCAAACCCUCCCCUCGCCAUCGUGCGUACCGACAUCAGCCUCUCACUCAACGGACGGCGACCUUCUGCAGCGCAACUUGAUGCAGCUUCUCUUCCCCUCCGCGUUCGCGUUUUCUGACUCUGCGUCCGGGGCUUCGCGGACGCUGUUCGGCUCCAAGGCGGCGGAAGACGCGUUGCUCUCGGCGGUGCUUGUAGGCGAGGUCCCAACGGGUUCGGGGGCGCUGGCCGCGGCUGAGCGAGUGCAGCAGGAGACGCGCGUGGCGAACUUUGUGCGGCAGAAGCAGGAGCGCGACGGGCGGAGCCCCUUCGGCGGAGGUCUCCCGCGCUUCAAGUCGGCGUGGCUCAAAAACCUCGCGGCAACGCGCAAGCAGAACGCGCCGACUGUCGCCGAGUUCGCGGUCAUGGACGCCUCUCACUUGCGCGGGCGCGCCCACCUGCCCAUCACCGCGCUCUUGGGCCGCGCGCUCUUCGUGCAAUGGGUGCCCGCUGCGGCGGCUGCCGAGCGCGGGGCGGGCGAUGGAGCCGCGAAAGUCGGAGGAGAGCGCAAGGCAGCGGAGACCAAAGAAGCUGUGGCGCCCGCAUCUGGCGAGGAUGCCGUCACCUCUCUCGCGUCGCUUGCGCGCGCGAGGUCGGCGUGGGCCGUCAUCGGCGCGUCGCUCCACACGCCGUCGGCCUUGUAUGCCAUUCACGAACACUUGGCGCCGCUGCCCGUCGAGCGCAGCGGCCGGCCUGCGGCGUCUUCCCCGCCGUUCGUGGCACGGCUCGCCUGCCUCUUCCGCCAAGCCCGGGCGGCGCUGGCGGAGGCUGCGAAGGCCCAGAGAGAGACGAAGCGCGAAGAACUGCCGGCCGCCGUGGACGGAGGGGAGACCGGGAAGCUCUCGGAUGAGCAGAGACCCGCAGAAGCGAAGCGCGACGCCCGACGAGACGUGGAAGAUGAUUCGGUCCUAGAAGACUUGAUAGGCCACCUGCAGCUGACCUUUGCGAUUGAGGAUGACAUUGGAGAACGGCGCGGAAAGGAAGACACAGAAGCCGACGAAGAAUCAGACCCGAGACGGCCGGGAGCAAGCGGCCGCGUCAUGAUUCAAGCCGAACUCUGCGAAACGUCCAUGGGCGUCGCCCCCGCCACGCCGCUCCACCUGCGGUUCCACGAGGACUGUUGCCCUCCCUUGACGCUCUAUCCCUCUUCGACGGGGCUCGCCACAGACCCCGCGCACCCGCGUCUGUCGGCAAAGAAGAGCCACACGUGGAUCGGGCGUCUCCUCGGCGUGGCGGGUUCAACCGGCGACAAAGAGAGACAGACAGUCGCUCCAUGGCCUCCGCGCGACAACACGAUCGGCAGCUGGGAGCUGCCUGAGAGCACCGCGGAGUUCCUUUCCCUGAACAACUGCAGAUGCGGACCGGGGACGAUGGUCACCCUGGCUACAGUGCAGAAUCUACCCUCCUCCCUGCACGCGCCCCGGUCCGCGAUGCCGGCUUUCCCGUCUAACACCUUUUUCCUUCCUCCGGUGGACAGCGUAGAUCCGGCGCUCGGACGGGUGCUCACCUGCGCCCUGGGGCUCGUGCCCCCCGUCCCUGGCGACGCAGUUUCCUCUUCCAGCGGGACUGUAAACGACGCGGAGCGUGAGGGCCCACCGAGAGGCGCGGCGGCCUUCGGGGGGGAUGAAGCCGGGGAGCCGUUCUCUUCAGCUGCCUUCGCGUCUCGCUUCGUUUGCGGAACCUCGUCGCAGCCCAGUUGGCGCCAGUGGAAGGCCGCCGGCGGCGGCGCUCGGGUCGGGGCGGUCGCGCCGCACGGCAGUGCGCCCACGAUGGAAGAGAGUCCCCCGAUGGACGGCAACAGCAGGCAGCAUGCUGCAGGCAAGACAGAGGCCCAGAGCGGAGUGAAGCGCCCGUGGGAUGCCUUCGCUGUUGGAGCCUCAGGGGCAGAACGCACGCCUGAAGAAGAGGGCAAUAUUGUUCACUUUGCAGCUUUCGUCGAUGCCGCGAGAGACACAACGGAGGAGGAAGACGACACUCUAAGCGCGCAGAUAUACAUUGCGGGCGUUAUUGCAGCACUCGGCGCUUUCUGCAUCAUCUCGCCCUGCGUCAUCUCCGCAUAUACGUGCCUGGCGUCGCGAUGCAUCGCGAGGGACAUAGAGCUGGCGCCGCGUCAUGAUGGUGAAACGGAUCACCUGGACCAGUUCCACGGUCCUGAGGCAGCUGGUAAAGAAGGCGGCGACGAUUCGGAAGAAACCAAGAGCAGCUUCUUCCCUCACAAAAGCCGGCUAGAUCGCUUUGGCCUGCUGGUGAACGACUUCGCGAACGCGAGUAGAAGGGAUGCCGGGGGAGAGACACAGGUCAAGAAGGCAGAGGGUCGAGCUAUCUUCGCGAAAAGCAACCUUUUUUCAAGCCAAAUUCAAGGCCCCGGCGGCGACGACGACAAUUUCACUUCGCCGUCGUCCUCAGGGCUGGCUGGAAUGUCGACCGUGUCACGGGGCAUCUCAGGCGCCAGUGGAACGAAUGGAGGCUACGAGCCUUUCUUUUCUAUCACAGGAGAGGAAUAUGAGAGUGACGAGGAAACCGAAGGCGUCUUCGGGCAAUGA